Messenger RNA from Varanus komodoensis (Komodo dragon), 944 nucleotides. It is a transcript of the gene SWI5, whose product is annotated as SWI5 homologous recombination repair protein. The coding region runs from base 191 to 718 and encodes 175 amino acids. NCBI's taxonomy places the organism in Eukaryota, Metazoa, Chordata, Lepidosauria, Squamata, Varanidae. The record is from RefSeq and is a predicted model, not a curated record. The transcript has 6 exons. Gene Ontology annotation, biological process: double-strand break repair via homologous recombination. Gene Ontology annotation, cellular component: Swi5-Sfr1 complex; Swi5-Swi2 complex.
AAAGUGAUGUUUUUAAGCAAAAAAUACUCUUCUCAUGGAAUGUAUUAGAAAUCUUGCUGUGAUGGACUUCUGCAUUAGAGCUUUUGUGGAGGGGAAGCAGCAAUCCCCAAACUUUGGAAAAGUAUCAAGCAGAGAACUACAAGCCCCAGCAGGCAAUGCGCUUAUGGCUUGAUCGCCUGCGUGUCCCAAAAUGCACUGGGGGAGAGAAGGUAGUGAAAACUCCGCUUCUUCAACUACAAAUCCCAGCAUGCAAAAGGGAAAGGAAGCGGGUGAGACGGGCAGCUGCUCUGCCUCCAACUUGCAAGGCGCGCUGGAUAAACUGGAGCACGCAUCGGGAUGGGAGCAGAGCCCUGGAGCAACUGGACGACCGUCACCUAAGCCCUUCCUGAGAAGGACACCCACUGGAACCCAGAAGAGUUGCAAUGCACGAUUCAAGUCCCCUGUUCUGCCUCGGGGGGCCUGUCAAGAUACCAAUAAGGAGACCCUGCAGCAUGAAAUUGAAGAGCUGAAACACAAGAAUAUCGCUCUGGAUCAAGAAAUAGCCCAGUUACUGGCAGAGGGAUAUAACGUGGAGGAAUUAGACGGCCACAUCGCUCUGCUCCAUGAAUACAAUGAGAUGAAAGACAUUGGACAAAUGCUUUUAGGCCAGAUGGCGCUGAUCAGAGGAGUCACCACAAAGGAGCUAUACCCUGAAUUUGACCUUGAUCUUAAUGACUAGAGGGAAUGUGAGACAUGGCAGCUCCUAGCUGAUCAAAGUUCGCACCCCGAAUGAUGAGCAGUUCGCUACUGCUAAUUUGGAUUUUCCAAGUAAUACUAAAGGAACAAGGGUUUAACACUUUCCUCCAUGGAUUUGACAGAAAAACUGUUGAAUUUGUUCUACGUGUUCAAGGAGAAAGGCCGUUUUCUGUACACAUGUUCAAUGUAUGAAUUUCUACCGAACUGCA